AUCGGGGCCUUCGCCGAAGCCAUUCAGUCGUGGCAUCGAUUGAUUGAUAUUAAGAACCAAUACAUUGACGAUAAAAUUGCUGGCAUUUUAGUGAACGCUCUUUGCGAGGGAAUUGUCGACCGAAACGGCGAAUCGACCGCAAAACUGGCCGUUAAAAUGCAAGAACUGUUUGGCCGAAUAGCGGCCACGAGUAGCGGUUCGACCACAAUAUGGAGACUUUACGCAAAGUUAUUGAUUAAUAAUAAAGAGAAAGACAUCGAGAAAGUGAUUCAAUGCCUUCAGAAGUGUCACCGAAAUGCUGUUCAGACCAAUGAUUGGCAAAAAGAGCCCAAACUUAUUGUCGAAACUCUGAAACACUGUUUACUUCUUGCGGACGAAUACCACGAAUGCGCUGUUUUGGACACAACUAAAGCCCUACGAGUACUGUCUUCGAGUAAAUUAGCGAUUAAUUCAGUUGUAGUUUUAGUUGAGAAAACUCGUGGCGAUUGGUCUCAAACGAAACCCAAGUGUGGAUCGAGUGAUGGCGUGACCAUCACUACCACAACACAUGCUCUUCAAUGCGAUCGCAAUAUGUCAUCGGAAACCACCGAAGAGACCGUUGAUCCGGAUUUAGUGCUUUCGGAGCACACGUUGAAUGCGUUGAAAGAGUUUUAUGAGGAAACCAACCGUAAACUGGAGGCCGAAGACGACACCAAACUCACAGAUAUUGAAGAGAAUUGGCAAUUGAGUCAGUUUUGGUACACUGAAGACACGGCCAGAUAUCUAUGCGAUGAAGUGAUGCACGCGUUGGGCGUAUCGGACGACCCGAAGACGGCGCCCAUCAAGAGGUCGAUCGCCUGUAUAUCGUGUCCGACACUCUUUGACGCACUC
Molecule: messenger RNA, 870 nt
Organism: Medioppia subpectinata
Lineage: Eukaryota; Metazoa; Arthropoda; Arachnida; Sarcoptiformes; Oppiidae
Source: the annotation of a GenBank genome assembly